UGAGCAGGUGUGAUAAUGAGGGCGUGUCCCAGGUAGAGAUGAGCUCAUUCCUCCUCGUGCUCUGCUCCGUGUUUCUCCUCAUCAUGUCGGCGGUCUCGUGCCUCCUCCUCCUCUCUCUGCUCGGUGUGUCAGAGGGGGGUCCUGUUCAGCACGCGGGCUUCUAUCAGGUGCAGACAGAACCUGUCGGAGCCGCGAGCCCUCCUUUCUACCACCUGCCCAUGUUCCUGCACGCACGAGGACCGGUGGUAGCCCGCGAGAUGUUCCUGCCUGCUCCUCACAGGAGACCUGUACCGGCGGGGAUCACCGAGCUGCUCCUCCCGCGAGUGUCACCGCAAACCGCACACAUGCUACAGAUAUCACCGCAAACAGCGCAGAUAGCGCAGGAAACAUCGCCGCAAACUUUUCACAUAUCUCCGCAAACAUCUCAGCAAGGUGCGCAGAUUAGCGGGCCACGCGCCGUGGAGGUGUGGUGUGGUGAGGAUCAGAUUACUGUGCGCGUGGAUUGUUCCCAGAUGAGCUCGUGGACUAACCCCUACCUGUUCAGACUGGGCUCGUGCGGGGUCAGCAGUGUCACCCAGCAGUUUCUCUACUUCCGCUCGAGACUGACCGAGUGUGGAGGAGAGAGCCAGGUGGUUGGUGGUCAGCUGGUGUACUCCUUCACUCUGUGCUAUACUCCGCCUCCUCAAGGAACCGUCAUCAGAGCGGUCCCGUUGACACUCCCCAUCCACUGCCGCUACAACAGGUUCCAUUACUCUUACAAGGUCGGCUUCAGACCUCAGGUCCAACACACAACGUUCAUGAAGAGCAUCAGGAGUAAACUCAGCUUCAGUCUGACGGUCUGCAAUGCUCAGUGGGAGCCCCUCCCUAGUGCUCACUGGUUCAUGUUGGGGGAGCCGGUGUAUUUUGUGGCCCAGAGCAGGUUUCUGUUAGUUGGGGAGAGGCUCAGUGUGGACUCGUGUUACGCCACGAGCUCCAAAGACCCAAACAGCCAGCCCAGAGUGGACGUCAUCACCAACAACGGUUGUAUGACAGACAGCAGGAGGGAGGGCAGCAGCUCCCGCUUUCUGUCUGCUAGUGGUGCUGUGAUCAAGUUCUCCGUGGAUGCUGUUCUCUUCAGCGCUGUGCCACAAGUGUUGUAUCUCCACUGCUCGAUGUCUGUCAGUCUUUCUACGUCUCCCUCCUCCAAAUCCUGCAACUAUAACUCAGAAGCUGGAAGGUGGGAGGAACUUCAAGCCUCGCCUUCGGUGUGCUCCUGCUGUGACUCCGUGUGCUCUGAUGGACAGGAUGUGGUAAAAGGCACCGUGAGCAGCCAGAGCUGGUUUAUGGGACAAAAAGCUGAAGAGAAGCUGAGAAUGAAGGCGAUCUCCUUCCAGGCAGAGGAGGGGCGAGAAUGGGAGGAUGAAGUGAAGAAGAGUGAAGAAAGGAUGGAGGAGGACUUUAAAAAAGUCCGGUCUUUUCCUCCAGAGACAGAGAUCAGCCAUGAGGAGGUGAAGGAGAAGGCUGUGGUACCUGGAGCCAACAGAGAGUGGAGGAGCAGUUCAGUCAGCCAUCAGGGGGAGGAAGAGGAGAGAGAAGAGGCUGAGGAUGGGGGUGAUGAGGUGAAGGAGAAUGGAUUGGUAAUAGAUGUCAUGAGUGUGUCAGAGCAGACAAGAAAAGAGGAGAAUGAAACAGUCGGUACUAAACCUAACUCUGAAAAUGGUAAAAACAGCAGCAUGGACUCUCUUAAAGAUGGAUCUGAAAACCAGACUCUGACUGCAGGGGACUCUAGUUCUGUUUCUGAUCCUUUCAACCAGAGUUCUCCUGGUUCUGCUGGGAAUGUUUCCAUUGCUGCAUCACUUUGUCCUGAAGGGAAAAACUGGAGCUGCAGUGGUGAAAGGGUUAAUAAUAGUUCAGUCUCCAUGCACGCUGCUGUGAUCCCGUCUAAAGAUAGAGCUUCAUCUGAUAUCAGCAGAUCUGCUGCUGGUUGGGAUUCAAGUAUCCUGAAAAGGCGACUUGGCAGUGACCUCGGGGCCUCGGCCCAGUCAGAGCAGGUUGAGACGCUGAAUAAAUCACUGGACUUGAAGUCAGAACGAGUACCAGAGCCAGCAGACAGGACAGGACGGCAGGGAGAUGAUGAAGUGCUUCACGGUCUGCAGAUCAGAGGGUUAGAACCAGAUCUUCAUCCUGCUGGGUUCAGCAGGUCAUUCACUGAGUCUGAUUUUGAUUCUGGACGUGAAGAAGGCGAAGCUCUUUAUCGUCAGUUUACUGAAGCAUUGAUAAAUAAAGGCAUACAGAAGUCUAGGUCUGGUCCAUCCAGGUCGGGUUCUGUUGGAUCAGAGCUGAUGCAUCCAGACGCCCCGGGUCAUUCCUCGGUGGUGAUGGUGACUGAAUCUCGGCAUGGCUCCGACAGCAGUAGCAUGUGGGCUGAGGUGGAGCCUGAAUGGGACCUGCAGAGUUUAGAGUUAAUAAUGGGACAGCCGAUGGGUGUGAUGAAUGACGUCUAUUAAAGAGAAAUUAAACCUGA
Messenger RNA from Cheilinus undulatus (humphead wrasse), 2503 nucleotides. RefSeq lists its product as uncharacterized. The record is from RefSeq and is a predicted model, not a curated record. Gene Ontology annotation, biological process: egg coat formation; binding of sperm to zona pellucida; positive regulation of acrosome reaction. Gene Ontology annotation, molecular function: acrosin binding. The transcript has 8 exons. Gene Ontology annotation, cellular component: extracellular matrix. Bases 39 to 2486 code for a protein of 815 amino acids. NCBI's taxonomy places the organism in Eukaryota, Metazoa, Chordata, Actinopteri, Labriformes, Labridae.